AUGCGUUUAUUAUUACGAGAAUCGCGUAAAACUUAUAACAUCUUAAUUCGCAGCGCAAAGCAAAUGGGCCAAGCAUCUAAUAAUGAUAAGAACGAAGAAACGGACGGGGAUAAGGAUAGGGAUAGGAAUAAGGAUGGGGAUAGAGAUAAGGAUAAGGAUAAAGAUAAGGAUAAGGAUAGGGAUAAGGAUAAGGAUGAGGAUAAAGAUAAGGAUAUCCGCCUUGCUUUUCGCAAAAAGUUGACCAAGUGGCAAAAGAUCUUUAAUUUGCUUAAUUAUUAUGUCGGUUUUCACUUGGCCGACAUUAUAAAUGAAUACGCUUAUAUUAUGAACGGUAACGUAUUAUUUAAAGAACUUAAACAUAAAUUCGGUUUCGCUAAAGCUUAG
Drepanopeziza brunnea f. sp. 'multigermtubi' MB_m1 is the source of this 384-nucleotide messenger RNA. NCBI's taxonomy places the organism in Eukaryota, Fungi, Ascomycota, Leotiomycetes, Helotiales, Drepanopezizaceae. The record is from RefSeq and is a predicted model, not a curated record.